Messenger RNA from Pelodiscus sinensis (Chinese soft-shelled turtle), 1518 nucleotides. The record is from RefSeq and is a predicted model, not a curated record. Lineage: Eukaryota; Metazoa; Chordata; Testudines; Trionychidae.
UCAGAGACAGGCAGGAGCAGGGAGCCAAGCUGCAGAGAUGGAGCUGUACGAAGUGCCCGCCGGCUCGCUGGAUACCUGGAUCAUGGAGAACCUCCAGCCCAGCGAGGAGUUCCGGCUGCAGGUGAAGGACACCGUCCGGCGGCUCUGUGAUUUCCUGAAGGAGACGUGCUUCGAGGACAUCAAGCUGCUCAAGACGGUGAAGGGCGGCUCGGCAGGCAAGGGGACGGCCCUGAAGAACAAGUCGGACGCGGAUCUGGUCCUGUUCCUCAGCUGCUUCUCCAGCUACAAGGAUCAGGCGGAUAAGCGCGCGGCUGUGCUGAGCACCAUCGAGCAGAAACUGAACCGGUGCCGGCAGAGCAUCGCCUACAGCGUGGGCGUGGAGCUCUCGACACCGAAGAGGAAGGGCGUCUGCCCGCGCUCGCUCUCCAUCACCAUCCAGUCGAAGAAGCGGCAGGAAUCCAUUGAGGUGGACAUGCUCCCGGCCUAUGAUGCCUUAGGGUAUGUGACUCGAGGCACCAAGCCCUCUCCCCAGAUCUACGAGGCGCUGAUCCGGACCGGCGCCGGGCCCGGGGAGUUCUGCACCUCCUUCACUGAGCUGCAGAGGUACUUCGUGAAGCGGCGCCCGGCCAAACUCAAGAACUUGCUGCGGCUGGAGGAGCCCCCCCUACCCACUGUCUCUCACUGCCUGUCAGAUGCAGAGCUUUCCCAGAGGGUGUCGGGUUUGCCAGCCAAAUACGCCCUGGAGCUGCUGACCAUCUACGCCUGGGAGAGCGGCACUCGGGAGGCAGAGAACUUCAGCACCGCUGAGGGGUUCCGGACGGUGAUGGAGCUGCUGGUCCGGUACCGCGAGCUCUGCGUCUACUGGACUGAAUUCUACGACCUCACGUCCCCCGUGAUAGGGCCCCAUGUCAAACAGCUGCUGCAGGCGCCACGCCUGCCCCUGCAGCUGAGCCCCUUCACUACCUUCUGGGAGGCUGAGGAGGAGCUCGAGCGAGCCUGGAGCAUCUCUCCCUACAUGCAGCGCCUGGCCCUGGGGGAGCCCCGCCUGGCCAACCAGCCGCUGCCUGACGACACCACGCUGGCAUCCCACGGCAUCUUCGACAGCACCGUGCUGCUGCUGCUGGUAACCGAGCCCCAGGAGAUGCAGAUCUUCGUCAAGGCCCACAACGGCAGAACCUCCGUCUAUGACGUCCGCACCAAUGACACCGUGCUGAGCUUGAAGACGCGGGUGGAGAAUCAGACGGGGGUCCACGCCAGCCAGCAGCGCCUGACGUACGACACCAAAGAGCUGCAGGACGACCACACGCUCGCCCAUUACAGGAUCCGGAGCCAGAGCACAAUCUUCCUGCUUUUGCGCCUUAGAGGGGGGUAGGGCGCUCCCUGGCCCCCCGGAACUGCAUCUCCUCUGGCAGGCGUCUGCUGGGUUCCAGGAGGGAGAGCAGCACAGAGGAGACCGCAGCUGGCAGGUCUCUGUUUCCCAAGAACUAUUGUGUGAAAUCUAAUGCCCCUGCUUCCAGA